Tricharina praecox is the source of this 1453-nucleotide messenger RNA. RefSeq lists its product as uncharacterized. The record is from RefSeq and is a predicted model, not a curated record. Bases 138 to 1406 code for a protein of 422 amino acids. Lineage: Eukaryota; Fungi; Ascomycota; Pezizomycetes; Pezizales; Pyronemataceae. The transcript is spliced from 2 exons.
UAUUGCAUGCAGACACAUAACCCCAGAAACACAGCCCGGUUGACGAAUCGGUAGUUAGAUGAGGAAAUAGACAUAAACCCUUCAUCUCCCUCGAGUUCGCAUCUUCUAUAGUAGGUAGUGUGAAUCCAACCGCUCCGAUGUUUUCUCAAGUGCCGCCGCAAGUCCAGUACGUCUCUGUUUUCGAGCCAGAGCUUCCAGUGCACCAGGACAGAGAAGAGGGACGGCGCCAGCCAGCAUCCACCGUUCCGUACGCGUACAACGUUACCGCCACCGAACACAGAUACGCAGAUCGCCGGCCCAUUCAGGUUGGGACACCGGGCGGACAGAGAUAUCCCGUAGACGGGGAGGAUAUGGAGGAAUACUCUGAGGGCUCAUAUUCGGACGACGACGACGACGACUAUGAGGACUACGACGACAAUGAUAGCGUUUGGGAGUAUGCGCGGACCGGCGACGACCUCGCUUACCGGCAGCCGGAUCACAUGAGGCGGGAAUGGCCGUUGCCAUCGCACACUCGCGACGUGGAGCUGGACGAACAUCACUACCGCGUUUCCUCGGCUGCUCGUCGGCGUUGGGACUACACGGACGGGGAGACCAUCGCGAUCCAGCGGGGGCCGGCACUGCACCACCAUCAUACAUACACAUCUCGCCGCCACCCGCUCACAGAUGUCAAUGAAGACCACGACGACGGAGUAGACCCGCACCACCCCACACAGGACUCACGACCCUGGUCCUCGCAGUACCGCGAUGCAGAACGGGUCGAGAUCCUACGAACACCCACGCAGCGCGACGCGUACUACUCUCAGACGCACGGUUACAGGGAUGGCGGGAGCGAGACGCACCAUCCCCACACGCGCCGAAGCGACUCGAGACGCAUGCACUCCCGCGACGUCGACGAAACGCCGGUCGCGAUCCUGCGCGCACCGGUCCACAGCCACCUGUACCGUCCAGACAGCCAGAACUACCGAGACGAGCGGUACGACGACGGCCAUCCCCACCGCAGCUCGUCCGCACGAUUUCACUCGGGCACCGCCGAUGAACCGCGCGUUGAGAUCCUGCGUGGGCCUAGAACGAGGCACUGGCACGGCGGCAACGACGGCGACCACUACGACGGCGAUCUCGGCAACUACCGCAGUAGCUCGCGACGCAUGCACUCGGGUGGCGUGGAGGAAGAGCCCAUCGCCAUCUUGCGAAGGCCGGAACCGAAAUGGCAUUCAUACGAGCAAGGAGGGCGGAGCCGCAGAGAAAGGUCACGGCCGCGUGUUCGUGUCGGCGUUUUGGUGGAAUCAUUGACUAAGACGGCGGAUAAGUUUUUGGAGACGAGCGGUGAGGCAGGACGUCCUCGUGAUGGGUAUGGGAAUCCGAAAGGCACUGGGUGGCGACGGCGUAAGAUUGGGAUAGCUAUGUGAGGAAUAGAACUACUGUUGACUGAAUUCAAUAUCUAUCGGUUUCUACC